AUGACCGUGAGGAGUGACUCAAUGAGGCCCUUGUCUCCUCAUCAACUCCGCAGUGAUGAAAAACAAGAAGCCAGGGGCAAGCCUCAAAGAAAGCUUUGGCUUUGGGGAUGUGUUGCCCUUCUUUUAACAAUUACAGCCUUAAUAAUCAUACUCAUAUUAACUGUUUUUCAGAUCAAGGAUCCAGAUAUCAAGGUGAAUUCCGUUACAAUUAAGCAAAUUGCGUUUGCUAAUAUUACUAAUGGUGGCCUUCCAAGCGGACUGAACAUCACACUUGUAGCUGACGUUUCUGUGAAAAAUCCUAACGUGGCUUCCAUAAAACUCGGUAACAGCACCAGCACUAUUUACUACGGUGGCAUAGUGGUGGGCGAAGGGCGGAUUCCUGCAGCAGUGUCCAAGUCAAAACGAACCCUGCGACUGAAUGUUUCCAUGGAUGUAAUUCCUAAGAAAUUAAUGGCCGUUCCCACCUUCACGACUGACCUGAUUUCUGGAGCAUUGAAUAUGAGCACUUAUACUAGGAUUCAGGGUAAGGUCAAACUUUUGAAGAGCAUCAAAGUAACCGUGGUGAUGAAGUUGAAUUGUACGGUCACGUAUAAAAUUUCGAGCCAGACCGCUCAAAGCCACUGCAAGCUUCGCCAUUAG
Molecule: messenger RNA, 639 nt
Organism: Pistacia vera
Lineage: Eukaryota; Viridiplantae; Streptophyta; Magnoliopsida; Sapindales; Anacardiaceae
Product: late embryogenesis abundant protein At1g64065-like
Exons: 1
Coding region: 1-639 (212 amino acids)
Source: RefSeq, a predicted model, not a curated record